AUGGAUGAGCCAGUUAGUCGCAGACUGAGGCCUCGCAAUAAAACUGGCAAUCAGACGGAAGAUGCUAAUACUAAUGCUCAGACACCUGCAAGUGGCACAAGCAACACUCGACCGACGCCUGGAGGGAAGUCGACCACUCGCCGUGCACCUCGCAAAACACCCGACAAAGGUGCAAAGAAAUCGGUUGCCGGUACAGCAAGGCCCAAACCCACAAAACCGCCUCGCAAGACUCCAGCGACGAGAAGGAAGACCCCAGCCAAGAGCAUCACAAAGGAUCCGUCUUUCAAACCGGAGACCGACGAGCCAAGCGAUGAAGAAAUUCAGACACCUACAGCAAAGCCCAAGGCGAAAACACCACCCCAUAAGUCUCCGACGAAGGCCGGGAAGACCCCAGCCAAGGGUUCUACCAAGAAUGUGAAGUUCUCACCCGACACCGUUGAUCCAAGCGACAACGAACCCGCAAAGACACCUGACCCGCCUGCCCAAGAAGAGACUCAGAAGCCUGCAAGUCCGACUCCAGCACAAUCUACGAUCGAAGUGAAGAAGCCAAGAAUCACAUUGUUGAGGGUCACCAAACCUGCAUCGCCCAAGCGGAACCAAGCCAGUGGCCCGUCAGCCGAUGCCAGGAGUCCUCGAAGAACAGGCAGCGCAGCAUCUAGGACGCGAUCUACAAGCUCAUCUCCCUCAAGCAGCUCUUCCGACUCCUCUGAGCCAGCAAGGCCCCCUGCGCACUACAGUUCUGAGGCUCCAGCUCCUUCAGGUGCAAGUAGUACAUCUCCCACAAACAGUCCUCAUACAUCCUCAAGAUCGCCCAAGUCGCCAAAGCGUCCUGCCCCUGAAGAUAGCGAGUCUUCGUCGUCAAAACGUCAACGCUCACAAUCAAUGUCCAUUUCUCCGUUGACACCUGCGAUAGCGGCUCCGUCUGCACCACAACCAGACUCACCAGACGGUCUCACAAUCGCAGAUGCCGAUCGACUAUUGAAUCAGAUCGCAAAGGUACCUAGAAAACUGGAUCUCGAUGAGAUCUCGGCGCUUGUCGUCUGCCUUCAAGAGAAGUGCAUGCGCUUCUCGGAGAAACAUUUCGACUUCCACUUGACAGACGAAGAACGAGACGCAUGGCCAAUGCAUCUGCUUGCCACCAAAUACUACUCACUGUUCACAAUCACGAGAUAUCUCGUAGACGCGAAUCACUGCGGCUGGCGCACCUUCCUUACCACACCGGAACAUCGUGUUCCUUUUGUGCAUGGAAUUCUCGGCGAAUGGUUCAAACAGCGCAUCUUCAAAAAUCCUGGCUUCGGUCUGCGCCGGGACAAAAUCAACCAGCUCGCCGAGAUCGACCGUGAUUACCUCCACUACGACGCUAUUGUCCGCAACAAGAAGCGUGCAAAGUGCAUUGAGGAACUCAAAUUUGAAAGAGUGGAAAAAUGUCUGCAAGAUUCGCACUCAUCAAGCUCGGGCUCCACAGAUUCCGGUGAUCAAACGUCGGAUUACUUCCCCAAAGAAUAUGCCAACGAUAUCAACAUGGCCGCAACAGAUCUAGCGGCUCAAAUGAUGGGUCAACUCGAGCCUCUUCUUCCACCUCCGGUCUUUGAUCCACUGGAUCUUGAUGGGUCGGCACAAACUAAAGACGAACAAGACAAAUCCUGGGUUAUCCGCCAGGCCAUCCGAAAUGACCUUGUGGACUUGAUCCAUCUGAUGGCCGGCUUGUCGUUGUCCAUUCGACUGGCCGGUAUCGACGGCACAAUUCUCCGCCUAGUACCCCAUGUCGCCAAAGGUACCGAAUAUUACAUCGAGGAUUCAUGCGACAAUAUCUGCGUGAAUGCAGAUGAUUGCAAUGCGAAGAGACCACAAGAGCCCGCGACACUGCGCAUCUAUAUGACAUGCUGGGGCAGACUUGAGGCCAUAGUACCACACGGCAAGGAUCGCCUCGAGCUGGAGAACUUCCAACGGGCCCACCAAGACCUAGUCCACCCUAAACGAUUCAAAUGGGAACAAUACGAAGACCGAGUCUUUCCAGUUCUCCCAUUCAAUCUGCAAGAAACUGCGGCAGGGCGUGCAGCUGUCGCAAAUGAUCAGGCGAUCCCAGGUACAGAAUGGAGCAUCAAUCUUGCCAAAGCCGCAGCAGACGAUCGACACGACCAUAUGUACUCAGACAGUAGCGACGAUGAGGUAGACGAUGACGGCUUGCCUCGACGCCCUCCAGGACCCGCUCGCGGCUGCUUCGUGACCAUCUAUCCGAAAGUCGCGCCGACAAACGUUUACUGCGCGUGGUCUCCUAAAUCUGCCGCCACACAAUUUCCAGACCUAGGUGGCCAUAAUGAACCCGACCAGCAAGCUCACAUAUCCCUCGCCGAAGCCGUCCAAGAGGCGUGGCGCCUGGAAGGUCUUCCAAUCACCCUCCCAGCAUUGUACAGGAAUACAAUCAAUGUCGUCCAAGAAUACCGCUCGAACGAGUGGCUUGUGGCCAUCCCACUGGCUGGCGGACUCCUAGCUGCGGCCAUUGUCGUCGCGGACCGCCAUGAUCUCUUGCCCCACGUCGACCUUGCUCGUCUGCGACAGUUGCUCUCAACCUCGAUCAACCACGUUCGAAACACCUUCGGUUGCACGCUUGCUGCCGCCGAAAGUUACAUCAUGUCUCUGCUCGAACACGUCAGGUCAUCCACAAACCGCGCUGCGUCGGGCGUGCGAGAUCUGGCUGCGAACAUGACCAUGCCCCAGCUGCAGCUCAAGUCCAUGUCCUCUCUCCUUCCCCUAGCAGGCACUCCCGCAGUGGUCAUAUCUACCAUGACUCAACAGAGUACCACUACGGUCACCAUACCGACCGGAAUCGUGACAGAGACAAUCCCAGGCCCUAUCGAGACUAUGACUGUCACCGUACCAAGUCCUCUGGUCAUGACAGAGACAAUUCCAGGCCCCAUCAAGACUGUGACCGUCACCCUCCCGGCACCAUUAAGCUCGGACGAGGAAACACAGCCACAUAAUCCUGAUGACCCUAUGGAAGGUAUCGAGCAUACUGAAGAGCCUGUUUUCCUCCCUGCCGGACUCCCCGCGUACAAUGACGACGAACACGACCUGCUGAACGAAGAUUCGUACGAUUCGGUCGAACCGUUCGACUUUCAGACUGAUGAAGCGCCGGUACAACUACCGUCGCUGGUAGAGCAACAACAACAGCAGCAGCAGCAGCCACCACCCGUAACUUUACAGGCGACCACGAGAAUGGCUACUUGGGAAACAGACGAGACGGCGCGCGAUAUGUUCCGCGACACCUACGAGGAUCAGCAGAAGAAGAGGGAGAAGGAGAGAAAAGGGAGCAAACGCAAGGUCUUUGACGAUUUUCACCAGAAGAAGAAGAAGGAGAGAGAAGGGAAGAAGGGCUGGGCCCGACUAUUCUAG
Exophiala xenobiotica is the source of this 3393-nucleotide messenger RNA. RefSeq lists its product as uncharacterized. The transcript has a single exon. Lineage: Eukaryota; Fungi; Ascomycota; Eurotiomycetes; Chaetothyriales; Herpotrichiellaceae. The record is from RefSeq and is a predicted model, not a curated record. Bases 1 to 3393 code for a protein of 1130 amino acids.